This is a messenger RNA of Chrysemys picta bellii (western painted turtle), 1718 nucleotides long. RefSeq names its product family with sequence similarity 81 member B (gene FAM81B). NCBI's taxonomy places the organism in Eukaryota, Metazoa, Chordata, Testudines, Emydidae. The record is from RefSeq and is a predicted model, not a curated record.
GUAAACACAAGUGUCUCAGCAACAGUGAUCCAAGAAACUCAGGGAACUUGUGACUCCUGUGUCUUCUGCAAGUCCAACAGCCUUUUCUGAUUUUAUUUUCAUUUCAAAAUACUGUGUCUGCUCCAAGAAAUGUGCAGAAUUGUAGAGAGUUUACCAGCAGGUAUUCCUGGAUAGUUUGUCAUUUUUCUGAGCUGCCCAGCAAACUUGCAGAUGGACUGAUGAUGGUAUGGGGAAUUUGUAUUUGGGAGAGUUUAGCUGUUUCCUUGACAACAGCAUUUGGGGCUCCCAUGCACAGUGGGACUGAGACAAUGGGAACGACUUAAAGAGUUAAAAGAAGAACAAAGAAAAUGUCAGCUUCAAGAUAAGAUUUUCUUCAAGCAAAAAUGUCAGAGAACUCCACUGAGUUGGUUAACUACCCUGACAAGGACCAAGCUUUCCUUCCUGCAAUUCCCAUGAUUCCUGGAAACAGAGUGAAUCUUCUAGAAAAACGGUUGUCCAGUCAGGAGAGGACCACAGCUGUUCUCCUAGAUCAGGCCUUUCGAAUCAAAGAUGACAUUGUUUCUUAUCUUCAAGGAAGUAAGGGCCAUCAACAGGGGGAGGCAACAGCACGACAACUGCUAGAAAACCACAUACAGACUAUUACAAGCAUAGUUAAGAAGCUCAGCCAUGAUAUAGAGGUUUUGGAGAAAGAAAUAAGAACAAGAGAUAAUGUUGCAACAGGAACAACUUUUGCUGUUCAAAGUUUGGACCAUAAAUACCUACAUGGAUUUGGGGACCUGCGUGGAAGGGUGGCCAGAUGUGAUGCGAGCAUUGCAAAGCUAUCUGGAGACAUAAAUAUAAUCAGGCACGAGAUCCAGAGGCUAGAGAAAGGGAUUGGUGGCAUCCGCUCUACCUCGGAAAGUUAUGCUAAUAAUUUAGAGAUGAAGGUAAUGCGGCUAUUAGACAAGAUCGAGACUUCCAACUCUGAGCAAAGCUCUCAUUUAAAGACAGUCCAGGGGGAUCAACACCAUGAAUUGCAACUUCUGGAUUUCAAGGUGAAUAGUCUUCUAAAUGACCUCCGGGACCAAAUUCAGGACCAACAAAAGUGGACAGAAACCCAACUGAGGCGAUCUGAACAAGAACAAGCCUACAAUACAAAUCAAUUUCUUAACGCAAUAAAGGAGAGACUGGAAGCAGCAGAAAAGAAACUGGAAGAAAACGUGCACCUCUCGCUAAAGCUAGAGAGCACCAAUAAACCACAGCAAUAUGAAAUGGUGCUGAGCCAGGUGAAAAAAUAUGAAACUAAACUGCAUGCAAGAAUUACUAGAUUUGAAAGACAGAUCUGGAAUGAGCUGGAGGAAAUCCAGAAUGAAUAUAGAUCAGGAUUUCAGUCCAUUCAUGAAGCUCUCAACUCACUCCAACAAAUACAGACGACAAAACUGAAACUAGAAAAAAAGAAAUUCCAGAAAGACAUUAAAAAAAUACGAUGCAAGGUAACUGAACUUCAGGAAGACUGAAGCUUUUCCAGCAUUUGCAGUUGUUCUCUCAACCUAACAGGACUGUUGGCUUAAAGACUGAAACAAAGAAAAUCUCAUGUCUCCAUAGCAUGUUACUGCUAUCCUUAAAUCAUAUUUUAUAAUCUAGUGCAACACUAAAGAAAAUCAGUUAUGGUGAUUUUGUCUUGUUUUAAUAUGUUGAAGCAAGGUCAGUGGGGCAAGAAAAUAAAUAUUAAGGACUGA